Molecule: messenger RNA, 1725 nt
Organism: Menidia menidia (Atlantic silverside)
Lineage: Eukaryota; Metazoa; Chordata; Actinopteri; Atheriniformes; Atherinopsidae
Source: the annotation of a GenBank genome assembly
AUGGUCGGGAAGUCCCUGAUUGCUGGCCUGGUGGUCCUUCUGGUGGCUGCGGUGAGUCUGUUCCUGGGGGUGUUUAUGAGCCUGGGGAGGAAAAACACACCCGUCCCUUCAGACCACUUCUACUCAAAGGCUGCGGUGGCUGCUGAUGCUGGAAGGUGUUCAGAAGUGGGGCGGGAUAUUCUGAAGAGAAAUGGCUCGGCCGUGGACGCCUCCAUUGCUGCCUUGCUAUGCGUUGGACUUUUGAACGCUCACAGCAUGGGCAUCGGUGGAGGGCUGUUCUUUGUCAUCUAUAAUGCUACCACUGGAAAGGUGGAAACCAUCGAUGCGAGGGAGACGGCCCCCAUGAACGCCAGCGAGGACAUGUUUGGCAACAACACCAAGCUUUCACGCACAGGUGGAUUGUCCAUCGGCAUUCCUGGGGAGAUCCGUGGUUAUGAGAUGGCACACAGAAGGCACGGCAGGCUUCCAUGGAAAGAGCUGUUCGAGCCCAGCAUCGCCUUGGCCCGGGACGGGUUUCCCAUUGGAAAAGCCUUAGCCCAUGCCCUCCUCAAGAGCAAAGACUCCAUUCAAGGGAACGCAAACAUGUGUGAGGUGUUUUGCGACUCUCGGAAGAACAUCUUGAAAGAAAACGAUAUCGUCAGAUUCCCAAAGCUGGCAGACACGUACCAGAGAAUAGCAGAGGAAGGGCCCGACGUCUUCUACAACGGGACGAUGGCCCACAGCAUCGUGGAGGACAUCCAGGCGGCAGGUGGCAUCAUCACCCUGGAGGAUUUGCUGGAUUACCAACCCGUGCUCAAUGAGAACCCGCUGAAGCUGACUGUCGGGGAAUACACCCUGCACGUCCCCGACGCCCCCUCCAGUGGACCUGUGCUGGCACUCAUACUCAACAUAGUGGACGGGUACAACUUCACAGACACGAGCGUCUCCACGGCGGAGGAAAAGACUCUGACCUAUCACCGCAUCGUGGAGGCCUUUCGUUUCGCUUACGCCAAGAGAAGCAGACUGGGCGACCCCCGGUACCUCAACAUCACCGAUCUGAUUCAAAACAUGACCUCAGACUACUUUGCCGAUAGUAUAAGGAGCAAAAUUACAGACGACACCACCCACCCGGACAACUACUACGAGCCGGAGUAUUUUGUACCCGACAACCACGGGACAGCUCACCUGUCUGUCAUAGCAGAGGAUGGAAGUGCGGUGGCUGCCACCAGCACCAUCAAUCUAUACUUUGGAUCUAAAGUCAGGUCUCGAUCAACGGGAAUCAUUUUCAACGAUGAAAUGGACGAUUUCAGUUCUCCACAUAUGACCAAUGGCUUCGGCAUCCCUCCUUCGCCCAACAAUUUUAUCCAACCAGGCAAGAGGCCGCUGUCGUCCAUGUGUCCCACGAUUAUCUUUGACAAAGACAACAGAGUGAAAAUGGUUGUGGGCGCGUCCGGAGGAACAAAAAUCACCACAGCCACCGCCUUAGUAAUCCUGAACUCUUUGUUCUUCAAUUAUGACCUAAAGAAAGCUGUGACCGAGCCCCGGGUUCACAAUCAGCUUAACCCGAACAUGACAGUGGUGGAGCAGGGCUUUGAAAAGAGUGUUCUGGAGGGGCUGGUCCAGAAGAACCAUGUCACACAGCUGCUGAACACUCCGGACUCUGUGGUCCAGGCCGUGGUCCGGCAGGGAGACCGUCUCUGUGCAGAGUCCGAUCCCAGGAAAGGAGGCUACCCGGCCGGAUACUGA